Messenger RNA from Pyrgilauda ruficollis (rufous-necked snowfinch), 662 nucleotides. It is a transcript of the gene PGPEP1, whose product is annotated as pyroglutamyl-peptidase I. Gene Ontology annotation, biological process: proteolysis. The record is from RefSeq and is a predicted model, not a curated record. NCBI's taxonomy places the organism in Eukaryota, Metazoa, Chordata, Aves, Passeriformes, Passeridae. Bases 148 to 546 code for a protein of 132 amino acids. The transcript has 3 exons.
AGCUGGAGAAGCUGGGGCUGAGGGAUGACGUGGAUCUGCAUGUCUAUGAGGUCCCUGUUGAGUACCAGACCGUGCAGAGACUCAUUCCUGCCUUGUGGAAGAAGCACAGUCCCCAAGUGACUGGUGGUCCACGUGGGAGUGUCGGGCAUGGCCACCACUGUCACCCUGGAGAAGUGUGGCCACAACGUGGGCUACAAGGGGCUGGACAACUGUCGCUUCUGCCCGGGCUCUCAGUGCUGCGUGGAGGGAGGCCCCGAGUGCAUCGACUCCAUCAUCGACAUGGACGCUGUGUGCAGGAGGGUCUCGGCGCUGGGGCUGGACGUCACUGUCACCAUCUCCAAGGAUGCUGGCAGGUACCUCUGUGACUUCACCUACUACACCUCCUUGUACCAGAGCCGUGGGAGGUCAGCAUUUGUCCACGUGCCUCCUCUGGGAAAACCUUACUCUGCAGAACAGCUGGGCCGGGCCCUGCAGGCCAUCAUAGAGGAAAUGCUGGAUUUUUUGGAGCAUUCUGAAGACAAAAUCAAUUGUCAACAUGAACACUGAGCAGCCUGGCCAGGAGCUCUCCUAGUAUUGCACUUCUAAAAUUUUCCCUGCUCUGAUGAAGUACUGGGGAAAAGAAAAAACAAAACAAAACAAAAAAAAAAAAAAAAAAAAAAAAA